Sphaeroforma arctica JP610 is the source of this 192-nucleotide messenger RNA. RefSeq lists its product as hypothetical. The transcript has 2 exons. The record is from RefSeq and is a predicted model, not a curated record. The annotation marks the transcript as partial. NCBI's taxonomy places the organism in Eukaryota, Ichthyosporea, Ichthyophonida.
AUGGAAGAGAAGAUAGAAGAACUCGAUGCAGAAAAGAAGGAUCUGCUGGAAAGCAUAACGGACCUCAAAGACCAGCUGGAGCAGCGAGACAAUGAGACAACAGAGAUGGAAGCUGCUGUUCUCGAGAAGUCGUCUGAGCCAUUAACCAGUUUGACAUCGUCGCAGCACUUAAGUGGAGGCGAUGCAAUCAAG